Molecule: messenger RNA, 2184 nt
Organism: Tachysurus fulvidraco (yellow catfish)
Lineage: Eukaryota; Metazoa; Chordata; Actinopteri; Siluriformes; Bagridae
Gene: aifm2
Product: apoptosis inducing factor mitochondria associated 2
Exons: 9
Coding region: 113-1234 (373 amino acids)
Biological process (GO): apoptotic mitochondrial changes; positive regulation of apoptotic process
Cellular component (GO): cytoplasm; mitochondrion
Molecular function (GO): flavin adenine dinucleotide binding; electron-transferring-flavoprotein dehydrogenase activity
Source: RefSeq, a predicted model, not a curated record
CGUUUUUGUGCAUGCGCAGUAGAUUGAGACGUGCCCGUUGACGCAUGCGCUAUAAGAAUCUAGCGGUGUCAUCGUUACCUAAACAACGUACUCUGAAAAGUUGAUUUAUACUAUGGGGGGUCAGGUGUCCUUUGAUGAGAAGGUUCAUGUGGUGAUUGUUGGUGGCGGGUUUGGUGGAAUUGCAGCUGCCCAGCACCUCAAAAGUCAAGGGGUUCCCUUUAUUCUGAUUAACCCAUUAGACGCGUUUCAUCACAACGUUGCAUCACUUCGUGCUUCAGUUCAAAGUGGUUUUGCCCAGCAAACCUUUAUUCAGUACAAAAAAACAUUUGGACUGAAUUUCCUUCAAGGGCGUGUCAUACGAAUAGACACUACAGAAAAAAUUGUUGUGCUUGAUAAUGGAAAGGAAGUAAGAUAUUCACAUCUCAUCCUCUGCACUGGAUCAGAUGGACCUUUUCCUGGGAAGUGCAACAUUGUGGAUUCCUACCAGAAAGCGAUUGAGAAGUAUGAGGAUAUUGUGAAAGAGAUCCAGGCAGCUGAAUCAGUGCUUGUGAUUGGUGGUGGAGCCACUGGGGUGGAAAUGGCUGCUGAGAUCCGGACAGAAUAUCCAAACAAGAAGGUAAUUCUUAUUCACUCACGUGAUGCUCUAGCUGAUUCAGAGCUGCUCCCCAGUGUAAGAGAAGAGGCCAGAAAGGUACUGCUGGAUAAAGGGGUGGAAUUAUUUCUAGAACAGAAAGUUUCAAACCUUGAUGAGCUGGAACUGAAUGUGACGCUGAAGGGAAGAGUGGUGAAGACGGAUAAGAACAAGCAGUUUACUGUUGACCUUAUUAUAUGCUGUACAGGGAUCAAGAUCAGUUCAGAUGCAUACAAGUCCAGUUUUGGUGGGUGUCUAGCAGAGAAUGGAGCCCUGAAAGUGAAUAAGCACUUGCAGGUGGAGGGCUUUGACAACAUAUAUGCGGUUGGAGACUGUGCUAAUAUAAAUGAACCCAAGAUGGCCUAUCAUGCUGGUCUCCAUGCUGGGGUGGCUGUGACAAAUAUCAUUAACAGCCUGACUGGAAAAGCAUUGACCUCAUACAAAACGGGAAAUGUGACAAUGCUAUUGGCCAUGGGUAGAGAUGAUGGUGUGGGUCAAUUUAAUGGUUAUAAACUGCCUCGCUUCUUAGUCACCAAGGGAAAGAGUGAGAGCCUACUACUCUGGAAGAGCUGGAGGGAAAUGGGACAGAAAGCCCCCAGCUAGUAGGUAUCCACAUGCCCUGUUAUUGUGCCAUACACAAACAAAGAUGAAUCUACUUCUGAGAGCUUGCAUUAUGAUGUAUUGGGGAUAUGGGGAUGUAUGUUAAGCAAGCCAACUGUAUAAAUAUAACUGAAUAACUGUUAAAAUAUCUUUAAAUCCAGAUGACAGCCUCUGUUGGAAAUUGCAGGGGAAAUUAAUGGUUGAUUUUACUUUUCUAGUAUUAGUGUUUGUGUUCACACACAGUCCUCUCCAUAUAACAUUGGAACUUUUGUUUUGUUAUAUACUGAAUACAUUUGGGUUUGAGGUUAAAAGAUAAAAAAUGCAUUUCAGCUUUAACAUCUACAUGUUUAUAUGUAGAAGAAACAACUUAGAACAUGGCACCUUUUUGUUUUUCAAUUACCAGGUGAUGAAAAUAUUUUGACACGACAAACCUGGAAAACCACAAAUGAAUAUUGACAUGUUUUGUUGAUGUCAGUGGGUUGUUGAGUUGAUGCAGUUAUUUCAAACAGGGAAUAUGUGUUGCUAACUUUAAUUUACUUUAAUUUACUAUUUUCCAAUACUGUUCUAAUACUUACCUAACAUCAGGUGGUAUAGGAAAAGAGGUUCCAUGUCCUUAGCUGUUUAACACACAUGUAUGUAAAUUUAAGAAAAUAAAAGCUGAGAUUCUUCUCUAUCACCUUCACUUAAACUUUUGAUCUCAAACCUAAUGUCCUCAGUGUAAAACAAAAAUUAUUGUCCUUGGUGAUUGGUGUUCCAGUAUGUUUUUAGGAGAAUGUUAAUAAUGAUUAACCAAAAUCCCAUAAAUUCCUGUUUCAUGUAUUCUUUGAUGCUGUAUGCUGAAAAUAAAUUGUCUAUUAAAUAAUUAUAUUUCUAAUAAAAUAUAGUACGCAUUUAUUGUUAAUGAUGUAUAGCCCAGGAUCUCCAUUUGUAUUAUUAAAAAAUUCUAAGCACAA